Molecule: messenger RNA, 1865 nt
Organism: Taeniopygia guttata (zebra finch)
Lineage: Eukaryota; Metazoa; Chordata; Aves; Passeriformes; Estrildidae
Source: RefSeq, a predicted model, not a curated record
GUUAUUCUAAGUUGGCCCAGUCCUUGCCUGCCGGUGAAGCAGCUUCCCUUUGGGAGAACCCCUGUGCAGAAUGUUUUUUUAGACAAGUGGUGAAAAUUUCUCAGUGUGCAUGUAGGUUCCCUCCUGUCAGCUUUAUCUGCGAGAACGGCAGCUUGGUGCACAUGUAUUCACUUGCUUUUUGGUUUUUGUUAGUCCUCAAGCUCUGGCGAUGAGGCUCUGAGGGACAAACGUGCUCGGAUCCUGUCACGAGGGCUGCCAAAGCAGAAGCCCAUAGAAGGAGUUAAGCAGGUGGUGGUUGUGGCUUCUGGAAAAGGGGGAGUUGGAAAAUCAACAACAGCAGGCAAAAGAAGUUGGUUUACUUGAUGCAGACAUAUAUGGACCUUCAAUUCCAAAGAUGAUGAACUUAAAAGGAAAUCCAGAAUUAACACCAAAAAAUCUAAUGAGGCCCCUUAAGAACUAUGGAAUCGCAUGCAUGUCUAUGGGUUUCUUGAUAGAAGAGACUGCCCCGGUUGUGUGGAGAGGGCUCAUGGUAAUGUCAGCUGUUGAAAAAUUGUUGAGACAGGUUGACUGGGGCCAACUGGACUAUUUAGUGAUUGACAUGCCACCUGGGACUGGAGACGUACAGCUGUCAGUAUCACAGAAUAUUCCAAUUGCAGGAGCUGUCAUUGUCUCCACCCCACAAGAUGUGGCUUUACUGGAUGCACACAAAGGAGCUGAAAUGUUUAGAAAAGUCCAUGUACCUGUGUUAGGACUGGUUCAAAAUAUGAGUGUUUUCCAAUGUCCCAAAUGUAAGCAUGAGACACAUAUUUUUGGAACUGAUGGCGUAAGAGAUCUGGCAAAAACCCUUGGACUGGAUAUUUUGGGAGAUGUUCCACUGCACAUUAAUAUACGGGAGACGUGUGAUUCAGGACAGCCUGUUGUGAUCUCUCAGCCUCAAAGUGAUGCUGCUAAAGCCUAUCUAAAGAUAGCUAUGGAAAUAUUGAGAAGACUACCAGUCCCUCCUUCUUGAAGCAUUUACCACUGAAGUUUAGCAAAAAAGUGAUCUUUGAUGCAGCCAGUGCAGAAGAGUCCUACUACCUAAUUACAUGGAGGCCAUAUGUUAGUUCUAAGAACUUCUUCAGGAAUUAAUUUACCAGGAGUUAAAUUAUGAUUGUGAUAUUUACUGUUUUUCACAUCAUUGUUUGGCUAUGUCCAAAAGGAUUCAAGUAUGCAAAUGAUGAUACAGUAUAUAACUGCUGAAUUAUAACAUCAUCAAGCAAGAAGGGAUGAAGUACAUUUUUUCCGUGUGCCAUGUUUUAAAGUCAAGAAUGAAAAACAGCCUCUUCAUGCAAGGAUAACGAUGGUAUCUCAAGACAUAAAUUUAAUUUUUAAGCAGGAUUUUCAGUACUCUAAUUUCCUUCAGUUUUUGUUCAGAUUUUCACAUGGUUAGCUAUCAAACUGUCCUUAAGUUCUGCAAGAUUUUAAGAAGCAAAAUCAGUUCUUUAACUGCUGUACUUUUCUGUAUUCAUCUGAAAAGAGGAUUAAAAAUUCCACAUAUACUCUGAAGAGUUCUUGUGAUGGAUGAUGAACAAAUUCAUUCAAUAUUGGAUAAAGUUCGAUCGGGAGGCAAUUCACAGUUUAGUGGAGAACAGAUUAUGUGACCCUGAGGUUUAUUUCUCCACUGUUUUACAGUAUAAUGAACCCAGACAGAAGACAAGGUAACAGAGGUCUUCACUGAAAACCAGAUGUUUUUCCUUAGCUCAGUUUGCCAUGGAAUGCAAAUGAUCAAGAUAAAUUUAUGAUUGCCUAUUUCUACUACAGUGCAGCAACUUGGAAGUUGAAUAUAAAGAUAUAUUUUUGAAGUAAAGAAAUAUUUGGUCUUCAAA